This is a messenger RNA of Neocloeon triangulifer, 3272 nucleotides long. RefSeq names its product mitochondrial glycine transporter B-like. Lineage: Eukaryota; Metazoa; Arthropoda; Insecta; Ephemeroptera; Baetidae. Gene Ontology annotation, molecular function: glycine transmembrane transporter activity. Bases 1956 to 2843 code for a protein of 295 amino acids. Gene Ontology annotation, cellular component: mitochondrion; mitochondrial inner membrane. The transcript is spliced from 8 exons. The record is from RefSeq and is a predicted model, not a curated record. Gene Ontology annotation, biological process: glycine import into mitochondrion.
AUAAAAAUUAAUAAUUACAAAUUGAAACUUUUUUGUUUUUAUGAGAAGAAAAAUUUGUUUUGUUUUCGAGUUUAGCAAUGGCAAAAGACCAAUAUUGUGUUAUUUGUCGCGAUCGAAAGUGUUUUUCAUUUUAUUAUUUUUCAUUCAAUAGAACUGAUGACAAUCUUCCUCUGCAAACAUAUCUCACGGAGUCUCUCGCGGUCACUGGAAAAUGAUCUCACGCGCGCGAGAUAAAAAGUCUUGACCUUUCCUCUGCCCCGAGCGCGCCUGAUAAGCUAAAGACCCCCGCUGGCAGGUCACAGGUCAAUCUUUGCAAUAUGUCCGUGUAUAUAGUCUUAUCGCGCUUGACCCUUGGCAGCACAAAUGGGCCACGACUUAGUGUGACAAACAAAUCACGUUGCAAGACCAGCAAUCGCGAGCAAUCCUAAAUUGUUUCUAUUAAAAAAAAAAAAAUGAUUAAAAAUUUCAGGCCAGUCAAUGUAUAACUUUAAAAAAAGUAUGCUUUUUUCAUGGCAAAAAAUUUGAAACUGAAAUAAGAUGUUUCAGUAUAUCAUGUGAUGAUCCGGUGAAACUUCUGAAACAAUUGAGAUUUAUUUCAUCAUUCAAAUUCAUUGACGUAGAAAAUUUCUUAAUCAGGAAAAUUAUACCAUUUUUUUUUAUUUAAAUUCAAUUUUAAUUAAAAAAAUUAAACAAAAUUUUUGCUCGCUGCAUGUUUUUUGCUGCAAAAAAAUGAAAUGAAAUUAAUUUCAUUCAGUUUGUUGAUCCGCACGUCAGUUACUUUUCUGCCUAUAGCAAUAAAAUUAUACAAACAAAAGCGUUUUGCAAGACUGCAGCGCUAUGAGGAAUUGUGACGUCAACAUAAUAUGCAAGCGGUUAUGCGUUCGCGUUAUUAAUUGCAACUUGUGCAGUUAAUUCAAACGUUAAAAGUUAUUCGCACCAGAGUAAAAAUUCUGCUUUUAAAUUCAGUGAAUCCCAUUAUUUAAAAAAGAAAUAGCAGUAAUUUGAUAGUAUUAAUUAAUAAUAUUUGUAAUUCAUAAUUCACAUUAAUAAUAAUUUAUUAUAAUUUUAAAGAUCAGUUGAAUUUUUUUGAGACACGGAGAAAUUUUAGGCGUAGAAAGAUAAAAAUAAUAAGUCAUUAAUAGUCGCAGGAGACGCGCGCAGCUGUAAGACAAGGUUACCUUUGCCCGUGUUUUGUGUUUUUAUUUAUUUACCGGUUGGAAAGAAAAAAUAUUUUUGUUCCCGAAAAUUUCGAACCCGGAGAAGUUUCCAGUCAGUUCAAUUUCGUUUCUGCGUCUCGGCCUCGUUCAGGAGGAGCCGCGGCCGCAGGAUUUAAAGAGCGAGCGAGGAUGAGGAUGGCGGAUGGCGGGCCGGCGCCUGUUCACGCCAUUCGGAUGGACCAAUGAGCGCCGCGCCAGCUGCGGUCGUGCCCCCGACGCGCAUGCGCCCCGCCCACUUCUUCCACUCGCACCGCAGGCCGAGCCGAGACCGUCCGUCCGCGCUAAAAAGCCAAUUAAUUCACUUCUAGAAGUUGCCAGAGCAGGUGUUGGUCUCGUUUUCGCCCCUCGACACUUUCAAGACCACUUUGGUCGCCGAACCCAAAGAUCAAUAGGUCAGUUGUGCGGCUGAUAAGGCGGCGAGGCGAGAGGAUAAAAAGCGUGAGCCGCGUUUCGUCGCUCUUCAUUCGGCCCAGAGAGAGCCAGGCCAGGCCGACCCGCCCCCUCAGGUUGUGCUGCAGCGACCUGAGAGCGAGUGAAAGCAAGGCCGAUGUUGGGUUCGCGGUUUGAUUUACCAUGAGCUUGGUCGCCGCAGUGCACAGACAGAAGCCCAUUUACUAUUCCGACUACUCGGACACAAACUAGACGGUUUUUCCUUCUUCGCAAAACCCAAAGUACAAGUCGUCGUGUCAUAAAAAGCCCUUAAGAAGGUCCACACUUAUCUCAGCGGACCACAAUUUUAUGAUUAGCGCCGACAAAAACACCGCCAUGGAUAUUUUGAAUAAUCCGGUGCUCAAGUCGUUCAUCGCCGGCUCGUUUUCCGGCACUUGUUCCACAAUUUUGUUCCAACCCCUCGACUUGGUCAAGACCAGGCUGCAGAACCCCAUCCCCGCCACCAUUGGAGCGCCGACAACUCCAGGAAUGUUCAAUCUCAUGGGUCACAUAAUAGAAAAGGAGCAUCUGAGAGGCCUCUGGAAAGGCAUGACUCCCUCGCUGACUCGGACCGUGCCCGGCGUCGGUCUUUACUUUUCCUCGCUGCACUGGCUCAAGGGCCACUUUGUCGAGCCUGGCAAGGAGUUGCAGCCCCUGCAGGCGGUGACCCUGGGGGUCGUCGCGCGCACCAUGAGCGGCGUCUGCAUGAUUCCCAUCACGGUCAUCAAGACCAGAUACGAGAGUGGAGUUUACGAGUACAGAGGCGUGACGGCGGCUCUCAGGGUCAUUUACAAGACUGAGGGAGUGAAGGGGUUGUGUUGCGGCCUGGUGCCCACCCUGUUCAGGGACGCGCCCUUCUCAGGCCUCUACCUGCUUUUUUACACCCAGACCAAGAAGUCGCUGCCACAAGAGUGGUGGAGCACCCAGUUGGCGGCGCCGCUGCACUUUUCCUGCGGAAUCGUGGCCGGUCUGCUGGCGUCGGCGGUGACGCAGCCGGCCGACGUGGUCAAGACCAAGAUGCAGCUGUACCCGGACAAGUACGCCAACAUCCUGUCCGUGAUGGCGCACAUCCAGCGCAAGUACGGCGUGCGCGGCUACUUCAAGGGCCUGGCGCCGCGCAUGCUGCGCCGCACCUUGAUGGCCGCCAUGGCCUGGACCGUCUACGAGCACAUGAUGCGCAACCUCGGCAUCAAGUGACCCCCCGAAGAGCCCGGCUCGGGCCCGCCAAUCUAGAGGAAACUAUUUUUACAAACAAACUGUCGAUCCAGAUUUGUCAUGUGCAUCAAUUCCUAAAUGAAAGAAAGAAAUUGUGAUGUUCCUCGGAGUAGGAAGCAAGCAAAACCCAGUAUUACAUCUAGGAAGCUGAAACGCUCCGUUUUUUAUGUAAAGACAAGGUUUGUCGGUUUAGAAAUGCCAUUUCUCUUUAAUUUUGCCAAGACUGAUAUGUUAUAUAUUAUUUUGUAAAAUGUAAUUUUAUCAUUUUGCCUUUAGCCGGAAAGCAUGCAAGGUCCACUUUCUGGGUCUGCAAAAUACAAAUACAUGUUUUCAUACUGUAAUGGUGAUUAUUGCAUGAAGCUGUGAAAAGAUUUUUAAUAAAAACGCCUACUAUUUAAAAUAUAAAUUAAA